This is a messenger RNA of Oncorhynchus nerka (sockeye salmon), 5725 nucleotides long. RefSeq names its product sodium-driven chloride bicarbonate exchanger-like. The record is from RefSeq and is a predicted model, not a curated record. Bases 243 to 3557 code for a protein of 1104 amino acids. Gene Ontology annotation, biological process: regulation of intracellular pH; bicarbonate transport; transmembrane transport. Gene Ontology annotation, molecular function: monoatomic anion transmembrane transporter activity; sodium:bicarbonate symporter activity; solute:inorganic anion antiporter activity. NCBI's taxonomy places the organism in Eukaryota, Metazoa, Chordata, Actinopteri, Salmoniformes, Salmonidae. The transcript is spliced from 26 exons. Gene Ontology annotation, cellular component: plasma membrane; basolateral plasma membrane.
UCACGUGUGCUCCACCUCGUCAUGUAGCGCAAAUUGCACUCUCCAAGCUUGAGCGAGUGAAUGGGAAAUCGCUACCCCAUGCCUAAAUGAUGUAGGACUGGAAGAGGAGGAUGCUUAUCUUAAUUUGAGAAAAUCAACCCAGUUUAUAUAUAAGGGUUCACCCUGAUUUAUCCCGGCAACACUAGACAGAAGACGACAAAAGGAGCAUAUCAAGUCUACAGAGAAAGCGAGGCAAGGAAAAUAUGGACAUAACGGACCAAGGAGCACAAAUGGAGCCGCUACUACCCUUGGAACCAGGCCCCCAGAGCCCUCAGAUACCUCAAGGAGACAAGAAUGUGAGGACUGAUGAGGAGGCAGUCCUGGACAGAGGAGGCACUCGCUCCAUGCUCAACACCAACUUUGAGAAGGAGGAGCUGGAAGGCCACCGGACCCUUUACAUCGGGGUCCACGUUCCCCUGGGGAGGAAGUCCCACCGACGUCACCGUCACCAUGGCGGCCACAACAAAAACAGCAGGAAGAGAUCCAAAGAGAGGGAAUCUGGGGUGGACGGCGAUGGCAGAGAAUCACCCUCCCACACAGACACUCCUGCCCAGAGGGUGCAGUUCCUUCUGGGGACAGAGGAUGGUGAUGAGGAGCACAUACCUCAUGCCCUCUUCACUGAGCUGGAUGAGAUCUGCCUGAGAGAGGGCGAGGAUGCAGAGUGGAAGGAGACCGCCAGGUGGCUGAAGUUUGAGGAGGACGUGGAGGAUGGAGGCGAGCGUUGGAGCAAGCCCUACGUGGCCACCCUGUCUCUUCAUAGCCUGUUUGAGCUGAGGAGCUGCAUCCUCAACGGCACCGUGCUGCUGGACAUGAGGGCCAACUCACUGGAGGAGAUCGCCGAUAUGGUCCUGGACCAGCAUGAGGUGUCGGCCGGGGUGGGGGAGGACGUGAGGAGGAGGAUCCGUGAGGCGCUCCUGAAGCAGCACCACCACCAGAACCACAAGAAGCUGGCCAACCGCAUCCCCAUCGUACGCUCCUUCGCCGAUAUUGGCAAAAAGCAUUCCGAGCCCCACUCCAUGGACAAGAACGGUCAGACUGUCUCUCCCCAGUCCCAGCCAGCCACCACAGAGGGCAAGGAACAUGUCAGCCGGGAGAACAGCCAUGUGGACUUCAGCAAGAUUGACCUCCACUUCAUGAAGAAGAUUCCCCCCGGUGCAGAGGCAUCCAAUGUCCUGGUGGGGGAGCUAGAGUUCUUGGAGCAGCCCGUGGUGGCCUUUGUCCGUCUGUGUCCUGCCGUGCUGCUCAACGGCCUAGCUGAGGUCCCCAUCACCACCAGGUUCCUGUUCAUUCUGUUGGGGCCUCUGGGAAAAGGACCACAGUACCAUGAGAUUGGACGAUCCAUCGCAACUCUGAUGACAGACGAGGUGUUCCAUGACGUGGCGUAUAAAGCCAAGGACAGGAACGACCUGGUGGCCGGCAUCGAUGAGUUCCUGGACCAGGUGACUGUGUUGCCACCUGGGGAGUGGGACCCCUCCAUCAGGAUAGAGCCGCCCAAAAACGUGCCCUCUCAGGAAAAGCGCAAGGUCCCUCCUCUACCCAACGGAGAUCUGGGAGAAGCAGAGGAACCUGGUGGCCAUGGAGGCCCAGAGCUACAGCGCACAGGAAGGUUCUUUGGAGGGUUCUUCAUGGACAUCAAGCGCAAGGCGCCCCACUACCUGUCUGACUACACGGACGCUUUGAGCCUGCAGUGUCUGGCCUCCUUCCUCUUCCUCUACUGUGCCUGCAUGUCUCCUGUCAUCACCUUCGGCGGACUGCUGGGGGAAGCCACCGAGGGACGCAUAAGUGCAAUUGAGUCCCUGUUCGGAGCCUCCAUGACGGGGAUAGCCUACUCCCUGUUCGCUGGGCAGCCUCUCACCAUCCUAGGCAGCACAGGCCCUGUUCUAGUGUUUGAGAAGAUUCUCUUCAAAUUCUGCAAGGACUAUGACCUGUCCUACCUCUCCCUGAGGGCCUGUAUCGGCCUGUGGACGGCGUUCCUCUGCCUGGCCCUGGUGGCUACAGACGCUAGCUCCCUGGUCUGUUACAUCACCCGCUUCACAGAGGAGGCCUUCGCCUCGCUCAUCUGCAUCAUCUUCAUCUACGAGGCCCUGGAGAAACUCAUCCACCUGGGGGAACACUACCCCAUCAACAUGAACAACAACCUGCAGAAACUCACCCAGUACUCGUGUGCGUGUGUGGAGCCAAAGGAUCCUAGCAACUCCACUCUGAGGUACUGGGAGGACAGGAACAUCACUGCAUCAGAGGUCAACUGGACCAGCAUGGAGGUCAAGGAGUGCUUUGUGUUCCGGGGGGAGUUUGAGGGCAGCGCCUGUGGCCCCCACGGACCCUACAUUCCUGACGUCCUCUUCUGGUCCGUGAUCCUCUUCUUCUCCACUGUCUUCAUGUCCGCUUUCCUCAAGGAGUUCAAGACCAGCCGCUACUUCCCCACCAAGGUGAGGGCCCAGAUCAGUGACUUUGCUGUUUUCAUCACCAUCCUCACCAUGGUCUUAGUGGACUACGCCCUAGGAAUCCCCUCACCCAAACUGCAGGUCCCCGACAAGUUCAAGCCAACCAGAGACGACCGUGGUUGGAUCGUGAACCCAAUAGGACGCAACCCGUGGUGGACCACCAUAAUCGCGGUCCUCCCUGCGCUGCUCUGCACCAUCCUCAUCUUCAUGGACCAACAGAUCACGGCUGUUAUCAUCAACAGGAAGGAGCACAAACUGAAGAAGGGCUGUGGCUACCACCUGGACCUGUUUGUGGUGGGGGUGAUGCUGGGGGUGUGUUCUGUGAUGGGCCUGCCCUGGUUCGUGGCGGCCACAGUGCUCUCCAUCUCCCACGUCAACAGCCUGAAGCUGGAGUCAGAGUGCUCGGCCCCCGGGGAACAGCCCAAGUUCCUGGGGAUCAGAGAGCAGCGCUUCACCGGCCUCAUGAUCUUCCUACUCAUGGGCUGCUCCGUCUUCAUGACCUCUGUCCUCAAGUUUAUCCCCAUGCCUGUACUGUAUGGAGUGUUCUUGUACAUGGGAGCGUCCUCGCUGAGAGGUAUCCAGUUCUUUGACCGUCUCAAGCUGUUUGGCAUGCCGGCCAAGCACCAGCCAGACUUCAUCUACCUGAGACACGUCCCCCUGAGGAAGGUCCACCUCUUCACCAUCAUCCAGCUCAGCUGCCUGGUCCUGCUGUGGGUCAUCAAGACCUCAAAUUAUGCCAUCGUCUUCCCCAUGAUGGUGUUGGCUCUGGUGUUCAUCCGUAAGCUUCUGGACUUCAUGUUCACCAAGAAGGAGCUGAGCUGGCUGGAUGACCUGAUGCCUGAGUGGAAGAAGAAGAAACUAGAGGAAGGAGAAGAAGAGGAGGAGCCCAGUAUUAUAGUGGAGGAGGAGGAGGGGAUAGUCAAUUUGCCACUGGAAGGAAAUUACAAGAGCGAUCCCGCGACGGUGAACAUUUCCCACGAGAUGUCCAAAGGCUCCUUCGGGAACGUGUGGAAUAGUAUUAGUCCCAGUGACAGCGCCAAGAAGGAGCCAAGCUCCAAAAGCUCCCCUUCCUAACCUCUCAGAAGCUCAUUAUCCCAAAGCGGUUGCGAGAGAGGACAUAAGAGGAAGGACUCAAAGUUGGACAGGGAGACGAGUUUGUGAUCCAUGCCGGCUUCGUCACCGCUCUGCGGAAAAUAACUCAUCUGACGUGCCACACUCGACCACCUCUGAACUUUGCUGCACCAUGCGUUCUCGUCAUGUAAGACUGUGUGUGUGUGUGUGUGUGCAACUCAUGUAAAUCUUUUAGAAACAGUGUUACCCUAUGGAGGAACCAACAAACAUUAACUGUGAUUAUUUUCUAUGUAUGUCAAUGUAUGGUGAUACCAGCAACAGAGGAAGCAAGGAAUUCAUAUUAUUAUGUGUAUCUACCCGUGGGCCAAUUUAUUACAUAUGUAGGAUCUUAAUUUGAGAAAGUUUUGUACAGUAGGAAAAUAAUCCUGAAGUAACAUGAAAUGAGUGGAUUAUAAUUAAUGGACAUUUUUGUAAGGGCUGAACAUAUUUUCAUAAGGUAAAAUCAAGUCUGAAAUUUUUUGGUGAAAAUUACAAAACUUCAGAAGCCUUUUUAAACCGUAAAUACACUACAUGUUUUACAAGUAUUUCUGCAACAGGGUGAUCAAAUUAAGAUCCUACAUCUGUGUCAACCAAAUGGUUUUUAAAGAAACUUUACUUUUUAACGGAAUCGUUUGUAUUUUGUAUGUUUUUUUUUCUAUUUUUUCAACAUAGUAAUCCUUUAAAAAAAAAUCUAUUACAAUAUACAAUGAAAAUCUUGUUCAUGGAAUAAGCAAUGUGUGUUUUGUUUUGUAAUUUGACAUCACUAUCGGGUCUGUGCACUUAACGAUACGAAAACAGUAUACUGUAUAUGUAUCAAAAUAAAUUUGAAUGCUCAUUUGUAAAAUUUUCGCUGACAUUUUCCUGAAGAUUUGUUGAUAGUAUUUUUUUCUCCAUUACAGUGUGGAGGCAAGUCAGUGUUAUAUUUCAGGCAUUGGGGACCAUUACAUUCCAGUUAGCAUAGCCCUGCCAUUCUAUACCUAUUGGGAAUGUGAUUCCUAUAGGGUUAGAACAUCUUGUAGUAAUUUAUAGGAUCUCUGGAUUUAACGAUCAAAUUGUCUCUGAAGUCUUCAGAUGACCGUGUAGAGAUACAGAGCCUUCAGAAAGUAUUCACAACGCUUGACCUUUUCCCCAUUCUGUUGUUACAGCCUGAAUUUAAAAUGAAUCAAAUUGAUUUUCUUUGUCACUGGCCGACACACAAUACCCCAUAAUGUCAAAGUGGAAUUAGGUUUUUAGAAAUUAACAAAUUAAUAGCUCAAAUGUAUUGACUCAGGGAGUCGAAUACUUAUCUAAUAAAGAUAUAUUCCUGUUUUUUUUUCUCCAUUUUUACAGAUGUUAGAAUUUUAUUCCAAGUUGACAGAGUAUUUUGUAUAGCUCUUUGACAAUUUUUUUCUUUUACAAUUAAAAUCAAUUUUAAUCCCACUUUGUAACACAAAAUAUGGAAAAAGUCAAGUGGUGUGAAUACUUUCUGAAGGCACAGUACAUGUACAUCUGUGCUCCACGUACAUACAAAUGUGUUUUACCGGCAUAUCGUUCCAGUCACCCUGUCGGUACGUUAUGUGAUAUCUUCUCCUGCAUUCCAGUUUGUUUGACACCUACAAAGUGAUGUUGUGUUCUGAUGCUGAACUACCAGUAACUGUAUUUAAACACCUGCACAAAGGUGAAUCAAACUUAGCUGUGUCUUUCGACAGGGAUGUUGUGGUUAAUUGAUAGAAAUGCAAUAAUAGCUUUGUGAGAAAGGGCAAAAUGUAAUCAAGUGAAGACUCUUAACGAUGUUCAACACAUAGUAUAUUUUAUUCAUGUUUAAAAUGUUACUAAUAUGUUACUAAAAACGUUGAAUUGGGGUAACCGAAAACGUGUGGUUUUUAUGUUGUCGACGUCUCUCCCGUUGUACUGUGUUGUGGUGGACUUUACUUAUUAAAGAAAUAAUAAUGGGUCAAUAUCAAAUUUUGGCCACUUGUAGAAAUCUGCCUUAAAAUGUAGUAUUGAUAGCUGAGAAGACAAGUUUAUGUUUCAGAAUUGAUCGACUCAUCUGUGUAAAAUGAUCCAUUCAGAUAUUGGUUGUUCUAUUAUAAAUGUGAUUUGUUAUACGAGAGAAAGAGAAAUGUAGGAAACAAUAAAGUGACUCAAGCAUC